AUGUCGGGGUCAUUUUGGAAGUUUAGCAAUGGGUUCACAUCCCUUUCGAAUAUUACAACCUUACUUGAGAAUUACAAUCUGAAUCAAGAGCAGAAUGAGGCCCUGUCGAUGGAUACGAAAAAGGCGGAAGAGGAACAACAUGACGUGCUUAUAAAGUUAUUGGAUGAAAAUGACUUGCUACAGGAGCUUUUAUCUAAUAACCCAAUGUUGUUGGAGUUUUUGAGAGAUGAAAAUGUGUUGAGCAUGUUGGUUGAUAUUGUUAUAUCAAAGGACUCUGAAGCAGAUAUUAUAGAAGAGAAGGAGGGGGAUGGUGAGAAGAACGAUUCAGCUAGUACUUCAAAAGAUUUGAGUAAAUCAUUUGACUCGAAGGAAGGAGAGGAAGCUAAAGAGCUGUCAGAUCAAAAGGAGCAAGAAACACCGCAACAUGACACUGGUGAUCUGGAUGAUAAAGAUGAUGAUGAUGACGAUGACGAUGAUGACGACGACGAUGAUGCGGAGGAAGAAGAACUGUCUGAAGAUAGGUUCAGAAGAAGGGCAACAUUGGCGUCUGAAGUGCUCAGUGCAGAUGUAUGGUCCUUAACUGAUACCGUUAUGGAGUCCACUGAGAACCUUAAUAAGUUGUGGAGCGUUUUGGAUACAAAGGAUGCACUCGACAUCCACGUCUCAACUCACUUUAUGAAAAUCAUGGAACAUUUGCUAGACAUGAAAUGUGACGAAAUGAUAACCUACCUUAUAGACAAUCAACCAAAUUUAGUCGAAAAAUUUAUCAACCACUUAUCGAAUCCUCCAUUGAUGGACUUUUUGCUAAAAUUGAUAUCCACAGACAAGCCAGAUAACUCGACCGGUAUAAUAGAAUUUUUGCAAAACCAAGACUUGAUCUCGCGUUUGAUAAAUGCGUUGGAUGUUUCGGAUGUCCCUGAAAGUGGCAUAGUAGAAGAAGACAAGAGUCAUGAAUUACUUUUGAUUGAGCAAAGCUCAGCAGCAGAUUUCCUCAAGGCUCUAAUAACGAUAUCAGCAAAUUCGACGGCUGACAAUUCAACUAUAGGGCCAAACGAACUCACAAGAGAACUCGUUUCAAAAGAUCAAAUGACUAGGUUGUGUGAGAUUAUGCUAAAAGGUGGCUAUGCAUUGGCAAACGGUGUAGGCAUAAUCAUUGAAAUCAUCCGAAAGAACAAUUCCGAUUAUGACAUAUUACCUGUAUUAUACAUCACAUUGGAGAGUCACCCUCCGACAGGAAGGGACCCGAUUUACCUCGGUCACUUGCUAAGGGUGUUUGGGGAACGAAUUCUGGACUUUAACGAGUUGUUGAUUAAAGAACAUAGUGAUUCCAAAUUGAGAACGCCAUUUGGUGUAAUUCAGCCAUUGGGGUUUGAGAGGUUUAAAAUCUGUGAAUUGAUUGCCGAGUUAUUGCAUUGCUCCAACAUGGCGUUGUUGAACGACAAUAAGGGAUUUGAUGUUGUUAAAGAGCGUGAUGAGUUGAGGAUAAAGAUGAAGGAGUAUGAUCCAAUCAGCUUCAAGUACAAUGAAGUUAUUAACUUACCACGUGAGGAUGAUGAGAAGGAAGACACAAACGAUGGAGAUGAUACUGCCAACUCGGUUAAAGACGACACGAUUGAUGAAUUUAACAAGCAAGAAGAUGCACUUGACGAAGAUGAGCCUCAUGCAAACUCAAAUUUGACGGAAGAGCAAAUCAGGGCAAGCCCAGUGGUGGGUGAUUUUUUGAAGAUUGCAUUGUUUGACACCCAGAUCAUUUCUAAUAUACUAUCCAUGUUUUUCCGUUUCCCUUGGAAUAACUUUUUACACAAUGUUGUAUUUGAUGUUGUACAACAAGUCUUGAAUGGGUCAAUGGAUAUUGGGUUUAACAAGUUCUUGGCAAUUGAUUUGUUCCAUCUGGCUGAUAUUACCAACAAGAUUAUCGAAGGACAAAGACUAUGCAGUGACUAUGAAACCAGUCAUAAUGGCUUGCGGUUGGGUUUCAUGGGCCAUUUGACCUUGAUUGCCGAAGAAGUUGUCAAGUUUGUGCAAUUGUUCCCAUCCAACACAUUGAGCGAUUACAUUAAUGAAAAGAUUGAGAGUGACGUGUGGGAAGAUUAUGUUAGUAAUGUUUUGUAUGAUACUCGAGAAAAGUACAAUGCAAUCUUGGGUGGAAAUGAGGAUGAUGACGAUAAAGAUGAGGAGGAUAACACGACGUUUGAUGAAGGAUUAGGUGAGAUAAUUGAGGAAGUCAAGACUGGAUUGGUGUUUCACGACGAUGAGGAGAGAGAGGUUGAAGAAGCACAUGAAGAGGAUGCUGGAGACAAUGAUGAUAGCAGAGAAGUGGGUGGCACAAAUCGAGUUAAAAAGAAUAAAAAGGACUUGUUGGAUAGUGAUGAAUCGGAAUCAGACGACGACGAUCAUUUCUCAAACUACAUGUCACAGCAGCUUGCCAACACCUCAAACAGUGCAAACGAAGAGCGCGAAGAGAGUUCAAGCGAAGAUGACGAGGAUGAUGAUAAAAAUAUUGCAAAUGAAGAUGACGCUGACGAUUAUAUAGAUCCUAAUGAUGAUGGUAUGUCGUACAAGAAAUCCAAUCCGUUGUACGACAGUAUGGGUGAAUUAAAGAAUGCUCAUCCUGAGUUUGACAAGAAUGCAGAUGCGCAAUUGGAGGACGAUUCAGAUUCAAGUUCCAACUCAAGCUCGGAUGAGGAGUUAGAUGCAGAUGCUCCUAAAUUGACGAGAUCUGCUAGCAAAAACUAG
Messenger RNA from Lodderomyces margitis, 2736 nucleotides. RefSeq lists its product as uncharacterized. The transcript has a single exon. The record is from RefSeq and is a predicted model, not a curated record. Gene Ontology annotation, molecular function: protein phosphatase binding; protein phosphatase regulator activity. Gene Ontology annotation, cellular component: nucleus; cytosol. NCBI's taxonomy places the organism in Eukaryota, Fungi, Ascomycota, Pichiomycetes, Serinales, Debaryomycetaceae. The coding region runs from base 1 to 2736 and encodes 911 amino acids.